Messenger RNA from Argentina anserina (silverweed cinquefoil), 915 nucleotides. RefSeq lists its product as uncharacterized. The record is from RefSeq and is a predicted model, not a curated record. The coding region runs from base 233 to 760 and encodes 175 amino acids. NCBI's taxonomy places the organism in Eukaryota, Viridiplantae, Streptophyta, Magnoliopsida, Rosales, Rosaceae. The transcript has a single exon.
UAACAAUAGCGUUGGUUCCCUUCACAUCCAAUGAUCCAAUACUCUAUUAUAUUGGAUAACCCCUCUCCUAAGCUAUAGUUCCAUUGAGGUUUGGCAAUGAUUGAAGUAUAGACCCAUGUACAGCUUUUUUCAUAAGCUAUGUGCCACAUACAAUUCUGAUUGCUUCACCCUUCCCUUCUGAUUGCUUCACCCUUCCCAUAACCUCCAAGGGAGGCAAGGAACUUAUUCCCCUAUGUCUCCUCUAAACCAUUCUCUUCACCACCAUCACCCUCUUCCUCCCGAUUUCUUUGCCACCAUGGAAGAUUGCAACAUGCUCGCUGCAGAUUGCGUUGUGAUCUCGUGCUGCUGCCAAUGCUUGGUCCUCCAAAUCACCAUCUUCAUCUUCUUCAAGCUUCCUUGCAAGUUGAUCAAGAAAACAAGGGCCUACACCAUGAAGAAGCUUCAACAAAGAAAGAAAAAAGGGAUUGUUGUGGAAAGCAGAACAGUAUAUCAAUGUGAAAACGACAUUGUGAGUAUCCUCGGAGAAUCUAUGAGAUCUACGGAGGAAAUCCACAGUUGCAGUUGUUGCAUAGAAGAGGUGGACAAGGUUCUAGAGGAGAUGUAUCAGAGAGGAGAGUUUGGAUUUGGAAGCUUUUGGGGUGGAGGAGAACUGGGUUUCUCUCCAACCCAUCGUUUAGGAAAAGACGAUCAAUUCAACCCUAGUUUUGUACGAUAUCAUUUGAUUGAAAUGAAUCAAAGGUUUGACUCAGUUAGCUAUUGAGUACUAACGCAGCUUAGCUAGCUAUAGCCUGGUCAGAUAGCCAUUGAUGAACAAAGUUCGUCAUGUAAUUAUGUUUGGAUCGGGUUCUGCAGAUAAGCAACCAGCGCCAUUGAUGAACAAGUUCUGGAAGGAAUGAGCUGGUUUGAGCUUCAGAA